Capsicum annuum is the source of this 1521-nucleotide messenger RNA. RefSeq lists its product as uncharacterized. The coding region runs from base 325 to 1506 and encodes 393 amino acids. The record is from RefSeq and is a predicted model, not a curated record. The transcript has 4 exons. Lineage: Eukaryota; Viridiplantae; Streptophyta; Magnoliopsida; Solanales; Solanaceae.
GCAUGGAAGAGGAUCUCGGUCCUUAGGCCACAGAUAGUAGGAAAAAGAGGGACAGGAGAUAUUUUUCCUACUGAUUUGCGUAGGGGUCCACAUGCUACUAGAUGGUUUGCACACUUUAGUUGGACUAACACUACUAAGCAUGUGCUGAAAGUUUAUAGGGACGCACUUGACUCUAUGACAGAAGAUCAGUUUAUCUGGGAACCAUAUACUGAUGAUUUAAUUGAGAGUCUUCCUGACUAUUGUUGCGCUGGACGAGACAUGUGGCGUGUUAGAGUUCCAAUCUUCUGUUGGGAUGUGGUAGAGGUUCACUUGCCUGAUUGAGUAAUGAGGCAAUUUGGAUUGCAGCAGGUGAUUCCAACUCCAUUUCUAUUUGAUUCCACCUACUUUCGUCAUGAUCGUCGGGGAAGGCCAAAUACAAACUGGGAGUUAGAACAUGCACAAUGGUUACCUUUUUGGAACGAGCGAGAACAAUAUAUCUAUAAUGCACCAGUCAAUCAUGGGCCACUUCGGUAUGACGACCCCUACCUUAUUUGGUUCAGACGUAUUACUCGUCUUCUCAUUGGUAAUCCUAAUCCCCGUCCUCAAUGCCAACAAGGUUAUGUGCCUAAUUCAACUGCAUAUGAAACAAUGGCGCAUCGUAUUCAUUCGAUGGUUGAUAAAACUAAAUCACUUGGAGAUACGCCAUCGUAUGAGGACUUAUACAUGUUUAGAAAUAUGGUGCGGGAUCAAAGUUCUGAUUGUUUGAGAUAUGUACACGAGGCCGACAGGAUUCAUGUAUCAACCGAUUAUAGAAGAGAUGAGGUGCAACCUGAUCAGUUACGUCCCCCUAUUCGUAGGCGAGGAAAAGGCGGUGUUGCUGGAAGAAAAGAACGUGCUAUUGCGAGAGACCAAGUGCCUGUUGAAAUGAAUGAAAUGGAUGAAGCAACGCGAAAUGCACAAAUAAGUUCAGAAGACAAUCAAGCAACAACUAAUCAUGAUUUUAGUUCCACUUCAAUGGGUUGUACUCAGGAAUUCACUCAGGCAUCAGGUAUGAUAUAUCAACAUACAGAGAUUGUGCCAUACAUGACUCCACAGACUCCACAAAUAUCAAGGUAUCCAAGUCUUUCAUCACUUGAUAAUAUAUUUGGUAGUUAUCAGCCUCAACAUUUUGAGAAUGCCCCAAACUUCACCUCAUCGCCUGUGCCAAUGUCUAUUGAAAUCCCCGAUGCCACUAAUAAUUUGGAGAACUUGAACACUGAGAUGGAAGAUAAUGAGUUGGAUGAUACCAACAAUGAAGUGAACGGUAAUGAUCCGGAGGAUGAAAGUAAAGGUUGUGAUACGACUAUUCAGCAUGAUGAACUAUCAAAGAAAGAGAAGUGUACAAUUAUUGCUAAGCUUUGUGGGACUGGGAGUCACUAUGCUUACCAGCACGCCGAAAAGAAAAAAGUCAAACAGAAAAAAAGCAAAACAAAAAAAGGCAAAGAGCAAUGGAGUUAUGUUGGAAUCUUCCUUCUUCCAUUCCCUUGAACGUGGUCCAGUCAU